UGCCUCGCGGCGGCCGCUCAGCCCAGCGGCGGGAGGCCGGUUCCGGUUGCAUCAGCGUCGGAUUCAUCUCCAAAUGAGACUGUUCGUGAGCGAGGGCGCCCCGGGGAGCCUGCCGGUGCUGGCUGCGGCCGGGAGGGCCCGGGGCAGAGCUACAGAGCUGCUCAUCAGCACUGUAGGCCCCGAAGAGUGUGUGGUCCCGUUCCUGACCCGGCCUAAAGUCCCUGUCUUGCAACUGGAUAGUGGCAACUACCUCUUUUCCACUACUGCAAUCUGCCGAUACUUCUUUCUGUUAUCUGGCUGGGAGCAAGAUGACCUCACCAACCAGUGGCUAGAAUGGGAAGCAACAGAGCUGCAGCCAGCUUUAUCUGCUGCCUUGUACUACUUAAUUGUCCAAGGAAAGAAGGGGGAAGAUGUUCUUGGACUACUUCGGAGAGCCCUGACUCACAUUGACCACAGCUUGAGUCGACAAAACUGUCCUUUCCUGGCUGGGGAAACAGAAUCUCUAGCAGACAUUGUUUUGUGGGGAGCACUAUACCCAUUACUCCAAGACCCAGCUUACAUCCCUGAGGAACUGGGUGCCCUGCGUAGCUGGUUCCAGACUCUGACUACUCAGGAGCCAUGUCAGCGAGCUGUAGAGACUGUGCUGAAACAGCAGGGUGUCCUGGCUCUCCGGUCUUACCUCCAAAAGCAGCCUCAGCCCAGUCUACCUGAGGAGAGGGCUGUCAGCAAUGAGCCUGAGGAGGAGGAGCUGGCCACCCUAUCUGAGGAAGAGAUUGCUAUAGCUGUGACUGCUUGGGAAAAGGGCCUGGAAAGCUUGCCCCCCUUUCGGCCCCAGCAGAAUCCAGUGUUGCCUGUGGCUGGGGAGAGGAAUGUGCUUAUCACCAGUGCACUCCCUUAUGUCAACAAUGUCCCUCAUCUUGGAAACAUCAUUGGUUGUGUGCUCAGUGCUGAUGUCUUUGCCAGGUACUCUCGCCUCCGUCAGUGGAACACUCUCUAUCUGUGUGGGACAGAUGAAUAUGGGACAGCAACGGAGACAAAAGCUAUGGAAGAGGGCCUAACUCCCCAGGAAAUCUGUGACAAGUACCAUACCAUCCAUGCUGACAUCUACCGCUGGUUUAAUAUCUCAUUUGAUAUUUUUGGUCGUACCACCACUCCACAGCAGACCAAAAUCACCCAGGACAUCUUCCAUCGGUUGAUGGCACGAGGUUUUGUGCUGCAAGAUAGUGUGGAACAACUUCGAUGUGAGCGUUGUGCCCGUUUCCUGGCUGACCGCUUUGUGGAGGGAGUAUGUCCCUUUUGUGGCUAUGAAGAGGCUAGAGGUGAUCAGUGUGACAAGUGUGGCAAGCUCAUCAAUGCCAUUGAACUCAAGAAACCUCAAUGUAAGGUUUGCCGGUCAUGCCCUGUGGUAAAGUCCUCCCAGCACCUGUUCUUGGACCUGCCUAAGUUGGAAAAGAGAUUAGAGGAAUGGUUGGGGAAGACAUUGCCUGGCAGUGAUUGGACACCCAAUGCCCGGUUUAUCAUUCGUUCUUGGCUUCGGGAUGGCCUCAAGCCACGCUGCAUAACCCGAGACCUCAAAUGGGGAACUCCUGUACCCUUAAAAGGUUUUGAGGACAAGGUAUUCUAUGUCUGGUUUGAUGCUACUAUUGGCUACUUGUCCAUCACAGCCAACUACACAGACCAGUGGGAACAAUGGUGGAAGAACCCAGAGCAAGUGGACCUUUACCAGUUCAUGGCCAAAGACAAUGUUCCUUUUCAUGGCUUAGUCUUUCCUUGUUCAGCCCUAGGAGCUGAGGAUAACUACACCUUGGUCAAGCACCUCAUUGCUACAGAGUACCUGAACUAUGAGGAUGGGAAAUUCUCUAAGAGCCGUGGUGUGGGAGUGUUUGGAGAUAUGGCCCAGGACACAGGGAUCCCUGCUGACAUCUGGCGCUUCUAUCUGUUAUACAUUCGUCCUGAGGGCCAGGACAGUGCCUUCUCCUGGACAGACAUGCUGCUCAAGAAUAAUUCUGAGCUUCUUAACAAUCUGGGCAACUUCAUCAACAGAGCUGGGAUGUUUGUGUCUAAGUUUUUUGGGGGCUGUGUGCCUGAGAUGGUGCUUACCCCUGAUGAUCAGCGCCUGCUGGCCCAUAUUACCCUGGAGCUCCGACAUUAUCACCAACUGCUGGAGAAGGUUCGGAUCCGGGAUGCCUUACGCAGUAUUCUUACCAUAUCUCGACAUGGUAACCAGUACAUUCAAGUGAAUGAGCCCUGGAAGUGGAUUAAAGGCAGUGAGGCUGACAGGCAGCGGGCAGGCACAGUGACAGGCUUGGCAGUGAAUAUAGCUGCCUUGCUGUCCACCAUGCUCCAGCCUUUCAUGCCCAUGGUUAGCACCACCAUCCAGGCACAGCUGCAACUCCCGCUUCCAGCCUGCAGUGUCCUUCCCACGAACUUCCUGUGUACUUUACCAGCAGGGCACCAGAUUGGCACGGUCACUCCUUUGUUCCAAAAACUGGAAAAUGACCAGAUUGAAAGUUUGAGGCAGCGCUUUGGAGGGGGCCAGGCAAAAGUAUUCCCCAAGCCAGCAGUCGCAGAGACUGUUACAACAGUGGGGCCACAGCAGAUACAAAUACUUAUGGAUGAAGUGACAAAACAGGGCAACAUUGUCCGAGAACUGAAAGCACAAAAGGCAGACAAGAACCAGGUUGCUGCGGAGGUGGCUAAACUCUUGGAUCUAAAGAAACAGUUGGCUCUAGCUGAGGGGAAACCUCUUGAAACUCCUAAAGGCAAGAAGAAAAAGUGAGAGAGCUCAUAGAAAGUCUUUAAUGGAUAUGGACAGUUAAUAAAUAAAUGUAUUAUCUCUAUAUACAA
Messenger RNA from Marmota flaviventris (yellow-bellied marmot), 2847 nucleotides. It is a transcript of the gene Mars1, whose product is annotated as methionyl-tRNA synthetase 1. NCBI's taxonomy places the organism in Eukaryota, Metazoa, Chordata, Mammalia, Rodentia, Sciuridae. Gene Ontology annotation, molecular function: ATP binding; methionine-tRNA ligase activity. The record is from RefSeq and is a predicted model, not a curated record. Gene Ontology annotation, cellular component: aminoacyl-tRNA synthetase multienzyme complex; cytosol. Gene Ontology annotation, biological process: methionyl-tRNA aminoacylation.